AUGGCGUCCCCCCUGGUUGGAAGGGAGGAGAUGUUGACCAUGACGGACGUCUUGACCAUAGCGGACGCCUCCACCACCACCACCGUCACCACCACCUUUGUCACCACCAACGUUCCCACCAUCACCACCACCACCAACCAACUCACCAUCACCACCACGACCAACGAACUGACAAUCACCACCACCACCAUCGACCCUACCUUGACCACCACCACCAACGCUCCCCCCACCAUCACCACCACGAGCACCACCUUCACGACCUUGUCGGCGACGCAAGGCACGUCGAAGAGGGCAGUGGAAGUAGCUUCUUCUAUAGCUACAGCAGCAGGACCAAUAGCAGCGGUCGUCAUCGGAUGA
This is a messenger RNA of Exophiala oligosperma, 357 nucleotides long. RefSeq lists its product as uncharacterized. The transcript has a single exon. The record is from RefSeq and is a predicted model, not a curated record. The coding region runs from base 1 to 357 and encodes 118 amino acids. NCBI's taxonomy places the organism in Eukaryota, Fungi, Ascomycota, Eurotiomycetes, Chaetothyriales, Herpotrichiellaceae.